Molecule: messenger RNA, 2193 nt
Organism: Cololabis saira (Pacific saury)
Lineage: Eukaryota; Metazoa; Chordata; Actinopteri; Beloniformes; Belonidae
Gene: slc16a5a
Product: solute carrier family 16 member 5a
Exons: 4
Coding region: 100-1716 (538 amino acids)
Biological process (GO): transmembrane transport; monocarboxylic acid transport
Molecular function (GO): monocarboxylic acid transmembrane transporter activity
Source: RefSeq, a predicted model, not a curated record
CUGUGGAGGACGCAGGAGUUGCAGUGACAUGGGCAGCAGCAGAGAUCCCGGCCCCUGUAGAGCGAACGCAGGAACUCUACCUGCGCUGCCAGACAGAAAAUGACUCAGAGGAAUGGAUGCAGGGGCGCCAGCGAUGGCCGCCUCUGCGCCGAGGCCUGCGAGUCCGGGGAGCCGGCCGACGCCGCGGAGCACCAGAGGGUGGAGGACGCCACCGACUGCGAGUGUGAGGAGAAGGGCGUGACUGGAGCGGUGGCCGCAGCGGCGGAGGCCCCGGACGGCGGAUGGGGCUGGGUGGUGCUGGUCGCCACCAUCAUGGUGCUGGCGCUGACACUGGGCUUCCCCUCCUGUGUGGGGAUCUUCUACACGGACCUGCAGAGGGAGUUCCAGGCCUCCAACAGCGAGACCUCCUGGGUGCCCUCCAUCAUGACGUCCAUGCUGCACGCCGGAGGUCCCUUUUGUAGCGUGCUGGUGCAGAAACUUGGCUGCCGGGCGACAGUCAUGUUGGGCGGAGUCCUGAGCGGGGUCGGGAUGGCUGCCAGCUCCUUUACUCGCUCCAUCACCGAGCUGUACAUCACUGCCGGAGUCGUCACAGGACUGGGUUUCUGCUUCAGCUUCCAGCCAGCCGUGACCAUCAUGGGCCACUACUUUGUGCGUCGUCGUGCGUUCGCCAACGCCAUGUCGUCCACGGGCACGGCCCUGGGGCUGUGCACGCUGCCUUUCCUGGGGAACUACCUCCACACAGAGCUGGGCUGGAGGGGCAGCUUCCUGGUCCUGGGGGCCGUCCUGCUGAACUGCUGCGUGUGCGGAGCGGUGAUGAGGCCCCUCCAGCCCGCCAAGUGUCGCGGCCAGCCGCUGAUGAACCACGGACCCCCUCCGCCGGACCAGGACAAGGACAGGACACAAAAAGGGAGGGGGAGGACAAUACGCAGCUACUUGUUAGCGUCCCUGAGGAAACACAUGGCCUUCGAUCAGUUGUGCAACAACCGGCGCUACUGUGUGUACGCCAUCGGCAUCACCUGGAUGAUGCUGGGGUUCGUGGUCCCCCUGGUGUACCUGGUGCCCUACGCCACGGCCUACGACAUGGAGCAGGGCCAGGCUGCGCUCCUCAUCUCCAUCCUGGGGAUCGUCAACAUCAUCGUGCGACCGCCGUUCGGCAUCAUCUUCAACAUGCCCUGGUUCAAAGGGCGACACAUCUACGUGUUUGCGUGGGCGCUGCUCGUCAACGGCCUCAGUAACAGCAUCUGCUGCAUCGGCCCGGGCUUCUCUGUGCUCCUGGCUUACGUGAUCAUCUACGGGCUCUCCAUGAGUGUGGUGGGCUCCCUGAUGUUCACCGUCCUCAUGGAUAUAGUGGAGAUGAGCCACUUCCCCUCGGCCCUGGGCCUGCUGGCCGUCAUGGAGAGCGUCACUCUGCUGAUCGGACCUCCACUGGCAGGAGUCCUGGUGGACCGCACCGGAGAGUAUUUCUAUGUCUUCCUGGCCUGCAGCGCCGUCGUUGCUUCGUCCGCCAUGUUCCUCAUGGUGUCCUUCUGCUCGCUGGAUGAAAAAGAGAGGAAGGCAUCGAAGCAGGCCCCGGCCUCGGGUCCGGCCUCGGGUCCGGCCCACCCGGUGAGGCCCGUCAUUGACCUCUCCGCCGGCUGCCAGUACAGCAGCGUGCCGUCGGAUGGAGACAGAGACAAGGCCUAUGCCAACGGGGCGGAGCACAUCACCAGCGUCUGAACCGUCGACGCAGAUGGUUCUGCUGUUGGUGGGGUUUAAGGUGCCUGCUGGGUAAAUACUGCACUGCACUGUUUGACCACAAUUACAUACCAAAAUGAGAUGUGCACUUACAACAAGGUGAUUGUACUGUUAACUGUAAACAUGCUGCUGAUCUUUGUGAGAACACAAUCUGUCGCGUAGGAGGUACAGCGUCUUCAGGAGGUCUGUGAAGCAAAUAUCUCCCAAUCAUGGCCAGACCUUCGCUGGAGUACUGUUUUGUUGGGCUGCAGACGUGGAGUAGGGAUCAGGAAUCUGACUCUGGAAACGCAUCAGAGUGAGGCUGAGGCUACGACACGUUAAAGCUUUACUUCACCUUUCUGCUGGUAAACACACCUGUUCCAUUGGAAAAUAAACGGGGGCUUUCUCGUAAAGAUGAGGGUGGUGCACUGAAGCAACGCCACGGCAUCAAGCAUCUGUUUAUUUAAGAUAUUUAUUAGA